AUGCCACUUAAUCAAAACAUUUCACACGGAUCGCAGCCGCCGCCGUCUUCGUCUAAGACUGGCCACCCACUUCCACGACGAGCCUCUCCUGCAAACUCGGUUACCCUUCGUCACCACCGACUAGCCCGCGAUGCAUCGAUCAAAGCUGCCCAAGGUCAGGGGCCCGCUGUCCAGGCGACGACAAUAUCACCAACCCGUCGCAACUCAUCUGGCGACAGCCAUCAGACAGGCCAAAGCGAUCCAAACACAUGGUUCGAUCAGUCGAACCAAAAUCCUACGGCCACAUUUGAUAGCAAUGUAAUGGAGGUUGACCCUCCCUUCUUCCAAAAAGAAUCUGACUCUUCAAAUGAAGAAAAGUCCUUCUACAACCAACACCAGCUCGCACCUCCCAAGCUCCCAACUGCUCGCAGCAGCAGUGCGGAUGACUACCGGAGCGUCAUUGACGACCUCACGGUUGAGAUUCAGAAGCUUCGCGAGGAACUCAAGCGAUACAAGAACACAGGUCCGGGAAUGCUUCAGAAGGACAAGUUGUUCGAGAUUAAGGUCCACGGACUGCCAAUGAAGAAGAAGAGAGAAUUGGAAGCAACACUCCGAGACUUUGCUUCCAGUCUUGAUGGGUCCCCUGACGCAUCAUCUUCACAGAAGAAAAAGUCUCGUCAUGGUACUCGCGACAAUAUGUACUCUGGUUCCAAGCAUGCGUCUUCUUCUUCAGGGUCCAACUUCCGCCCAGCCGAUUCUGCUUACGCCUCUAUGUCAUCAGGGGCCAAAUCAGCAGGAACAUCCAUGAGUCGACCCAGUAUGGGUUCGCAGGCUAAGUCUUCAGAGGCGGUCGAGAGUUAUCUUCGUGACAUUCCAGAGGGCUUAUACCCACGACACAUGAUUAUGACGGAGAAGGAGAGAAAGAAACUUGUAGUGCGCCGACUGGAGCAGCUAUUCACAGGGAAGAUCGGCGGUCGCCACGUGGUGAAGAAGCAGGCCGUGCUUCCCAGUGGUAGCUCUGCCGCUCUAGCGCCUGUCAUGGCGGAGACACAGCCCAAUUACUCAAGCAUGUCUAAGCCAUCUGUCCACGAGCCACCGACACUACAAACUGGCGACAAAGGAACCACAAGAGAGGCUCGAAUUCUUCCUUCUGAGCAGCAGCCUGCCAACAACGGCUCUGCGUCUAAUUCCAACGGAGAUAACACCGAGUCUGGUGGGAAUGGCAACAGUACUGGCUCAGGGACAAACCCCUCUCCCACCACAACAAAAACCAUGCCCGAGCAACGACCCACACGACCCCUUGACUUGGACCCUGACCGUACCCAGGUUCCAUCCGACAACAUGGAUUAUAUUCGCCAUCUGGGCCUAGUGCCACCGGAGCUACUUGCUGAGCAACACAACCAGGACGUUCAUCCUGAUGCUGAGGGAUGGGUUUAUCUGAAUUUGUUGUGCAGCUUGGCGCAGCUUCACAUGAUCAAUGUUACCCCUGAUUUUGUUCGCUCCGCGGUUUCAGGCAUCAGUACAAAGUUCCAGCUGUCGCCUGAUGGCCGGAAAAUCCGAUGGCGAGGUGGAACCGAGGGAACUAGAUUCAGCAGUGAUAGCUCUGGAUACAAUUCCCAAAAGAGCCCAUCUACGGACGACACCGAAGACGGAUCGGACAAGAAGCGCAAACGUCAGAAAACUGGUCGUUCAACAGGCGAUGAGUUUCGAUCUGGAGAUUCGAGCCAGAAUGGUCUCAAGUUUGACCCGGGGCUUUGCGCUCCAUCCGAAAGCUUUCACUACAAACCUUUGUUUGUUCAGCAGGACUCUUCUGGCGGCCAAACGUCGGCUGACGAGACUGUCUCUUCGUUUGGUCCAGCAGAGGAGAGUAAUGUUGGUGAGUCAAGGUGGGGAUUGAGCGGCACUGGAGCAUCUGGCCGCAAGAAGCGUCGCCACGACGGUGCCAUUAUUUACUAUAGUGGAGCGCCAUUCUGUACAGAUUUGUCCGGAGACCCAGGUGACAAGUCGCCCACUACCCAGAUCAGCUCAUCUGGCCAGGUUCAGGUGGACAAGGACGAUUUCAAGGUCCCCCCAUCCCCUCUUCAGCGAACAGACUCGGGAUCAUUCAUGAAAUACCGGCCAUUGGUUGAUCGUGAGCUCGCGUCCAUCCAGGAAACGGCCAUGGACAUCGACAGUGAGGAUCUACCAAGCCUGACCGACGACACCGACGAUGUGAGCGAGAUUGAAUUGGACUUUACCUGGACCGACAAUGCGCAAUAUAUACACCAUCAUCCUCUUGAGCCCUGUGGCCUGGGAGGAGUUCUGCCAGAGGAUCACUUCAUGGUCGUUGUGUCUACCAAGAGACCUAAACAGGAUGAUCUGUCCUUUAUUUCGCAGUUUGGUAGAAUACCCAGCGAGAGUACAGAUGCUGUUGUUCGUCGGCUAGCAACGAUGUCAACAUCAUCACCUGUAUUGGGCGCUUCAAAGUCAUUGCGCACCACAGGCUCUCUCCCUGUCGAGAUCGAGUACAUGUCCGGCCGAAUUAAGCGGCUCACACCGGUUUCACUACCACCCCCGGCGAUUUUCUUCCCACCAUUUAGUUCAACUGAGUCCACAGGAGAUUCGGAUGACGAUUCCGACGACGAUUCAGAUGGCGCUGAUUCUAACAGCCUGGAUAUGUCCCGGUCACUGAAGAAUCUUAUGGGCCAACGGGUGGCGCAUCGACUCUCGGACGACUAUCCUGACGGUGUUGACUUGAGCAGUGGCGAUGAAGAGGGUGACGAACCUGAUGACCAGCCAAAUGGAGAUAUUUACGAUAUCAAUAUCGACCCAAAGACACUACCAAAUCGGCCCCGAAAGGCUGGCCGCCGUACUAGUAGUGCAGCUGCAGCCGCAGCUGCCAGUACCCCUCGGGAUAUAAGCAAGAGUAACAGCGCAAAUCCUGCGCUGUCUCACGAUGACAGCUCUCUUGCAACUGCUGGUGCCGCAGAGAGUGGUUACAGCAGUAGCGACGAAGCUUCUUGA
Messenger RNA from Fusarium sp. VM40, 2982 nucleotides. Lineage: Eukaryota; Fungi; Ascomycota; Sordariomycetes; Hypocreales; Nectriaceae. The record is from the annotation of a GenBank genome assembly.